AUGAAUUAACCACAAUAGCAAGGUGGCGCAGGAAACUGCAUGGACGAUUUGAAGAGAUGGUGGACAACUGUUCCAUUUGGUUCUAAGCUAAUUUACUAUGUUACUUUAGGAUUAUUCUUUUUGAACAUGUUCACUGGUGUUUACAAAUAUUUAUACAAUUCUCCUGAUUUUAUUUUAAGAUUUUAAGUGUGGAGAAUGUUUACUACUUAGUUUGUUGAUGAAUUGAUGGGAACUAUUUUCGGACUCUUAUCUCUUACAUUCACUGCUAUAGCACUUGAAAGAUCUAUUGGAACAGUCACAUUUAUUCUAGAUUUCAUGUUUAAAAACUUUUUGAUUUAAUUGCUUAAUUUCAUCAUAUUAAUUAUGUUGAACUUAGCUUUUAAAACUGGAACAAACAUCCCAUCAUUUGGAUUAUUUAAUAUAGUUAUACUCUACAUGAGUUUAAGAUGCUUCUCUGACCCAGAAACCUCAUCCAAUUUUAUGUGCUUCCCGAUUUAAAUAAAAAAUAAAUUUUAGCCAUUUGCUAUCCUUCUCUUCUUUACUUUGCUUUCUGGAUCUCUUAGAUUCGAUUUCGUAGCAGCUGUUAUUUUAGGCUAUGUUGAAGUAAAAUUCUAUGGAGGCAUGAUGCUUAGACUCUCAGAACAAAGAAUAGCUUCAUUAAAAAACAACUUUAUUUUCAAGCCUAUGACUAGUCGUUCUGAUUUUGUAGAAUAAGGUGGAUCUUUCCUUGUUCAAACUAAUGCUUAAAACUAAAACCAACAGCCUGCACCUUCAGCCUCUAAUUUUUCUGGUAGAGGAGUCAGCAUUGGAGGUGAUCCAUUAUAGUAAGCUUCUUCUUCUUCAUAAUAGCCAUAAAGUAGACCUAAUUAACAGCAAUAUGUUAUCAAUCCUUCUCAGGACUAAAAUUCAUAGGCAGGUGGUUAAUUCUAGCAAUUUGCAGGAAAAGGUGUUUCUAUUGGAGGUGGAGCUACUGCAGCAAACACAUUAUCUAUCUAACAGUAAAGAGAAUUGCAAUUAAAAAGACUAUAACAAUAAUAGGAAUCAGAGUAUGUUGAAAAUAAAUUAGAAAUGGACACAAAUGUAGACUCUUCUAAUGAUUCUAAUAAUAAUAGCAAUCAAGCUGCAGCAAAUCGUAAUGAAUAAAAGAACCAAACUAAAAAAGAUGGAUAUUCAGUUCUCAAUGAAGAUUUACUUUGA
This is a messenger RNA of Tetrahymena thermophila SB210, 1197 nucleotides long. Its product is annotated as transmembrane protein, putative. The transcript is spliced from 2 exons. NCBI's taxonomy places the organism in Eukaryota, Ciliophora, Oligohymenophorea, Hymenostomatida, Tetrahymenidae. The record is from RefSeq and is a predicted model, not a curated record.